AUGUUACAGCGACUGCUUAACAAAGAAAAUAGGUCAAGCUACUGUCUUGGCAACACAGCCGGUAAGCAAUGCAUAGCUGUAAGUGCGUUCUACGAUAACAUACGCGAAGACUUGAAGAAAAUUAUCAUACGUAUCGACAAUUCCAUGAUAACUAACGAGAUGAAUGCGCCUAGCCUCGCGAAUAUUUCCUCUCAAGAAGAAACGGCACAGCAAAUUGCGUCACCCUCAAAUACUGAUGAAUUUGAACGUUUGAAGCUCGACCUGGAAGGAGCACAAAAGGAAUGUAAAGCUCUGAACGAGCAGUUGGAUCGCGUUACACUAGAUUUUCAAGACGCUUGCCGAGAACUGGAUCUCUACAAACAUGAGCCGUGUGAAACUGCUCUCAAACAUACGCGUGACGUUCGCCUAACGAAGAGCAGAAGUUACACUGAACUUGGACGCGCGACAAUCGAUCUGGAUGAACAUCUCAGGUUUACAACUUGCUUACCUGCAAAGUUUCCAUUAUCUUUUUUAUUUGUUCCACUGAAAUAUCUUAAUGAAGACGCAUCAGGUUCGCGUUGUUUGGAACGAGGACACCAAAUACAGUCGACAAAAAAUAUUUGA
Messenger RNA from Gongylonema pulchrum, 603 nucleotides. Lineage: Eukaryota; Metazoa; Nematoda; Chromadorea; Rhabditida; Gongylonematidae. The record is from the annotation of a GenBank genome assembly.